UGGAUCGCAGCUCCAAGAGGAGGCAGGUGAAGCCUUUGGCAGCUUCUCUCCUGGAAGCUCUUGAUUAUGAUAGUUCAGAUGACAGUGAUUUUAAAGUUGGAGAUGCUUCAGGACUCGCUGAUUCUUGAGAAGAGUCAAAACUGGAGCUCACAGAAAAUGGACCACAUUCUCAUUUGCUGUGUUUGUCUCGGAGACAAUAGUGAAGAUGCAGAUGAGAUAAUUCAGUGUGACAAUUGUGGCAUUACAGUUCAUGAAGGUUGUUAUGGAGUUGAUGGGGAGAGUGACUCUAUUAUGAGUUCGGCUUCUGAAAACUCCACCGAGCCUUGGUUUUGUGAUGCCUGUAAAUGUGGUGUUUCUCCUAGCUGUGAACUGUGUCCUAAUCAGGAUGGAAUUUUCAAGGAGACGGAUGCUGGAAGAUGGGUCCACAUUGUUUGUGCCCUAUAUGUUCCUGGAGUAGCCUUUGGAGAUAUUGAUAAGUUACGACCAGUAACACUAACAGAAAUGAACUAUUCUAAAUAUGGUGCCAAGGAGUGUAGCUUUUGUGAAGACCCUCGCUUUGCGAGAACUGGAGUUUGCAUUAGCUGUGAUGCAGGGAUGUGCAGAGCCUAUUUUCAUGUUACCUGUGCCCAGAAGGAAGGUCUGCUUUCAGAGGCGGCAGCAGAAGAGGAUAUAGCAGAUCCAUUUUUUGCUUAUUGUAAACAGCAUGCAGAUAGGUUAGACAGGAAGUGGAAAAGAAAAAACUACUUGGCUCUACAAUCCUAUUGUAAAAUGUCUUUGCAAGAGAGAGAAAAACAACUAUCUCCUGAAGCACAGGCAAGGAUCAAUGCCCGACUGCAGCAAUAUCGUGCCAAGGCAGAGCUGGCUCGAUCUACCAGACCACAAGCCUGGGUACCAAGGGAAAAGUUACCCAGGCCACUCACAAGUAGUGCUUCAGCCAUUCGUAAACUGAUGCGCAAAGCAGAACUAAUGGGGAUCAGUACAGAUAUCUUUCCAGUGGACAAUUCAGAUACUAGUUCUAGUGUGGAUGGAAGGAGGAAACAUAAGCAGCCAGCUCUCACUGCUGAUUUUGUGAAUUACUAUUUUGAGAGAAAUAUGCGCAUGAUUCAAAUUCAGGAAAAUAUGGCUGAACAAAAGAAUAUAAAGGAUAAAUUAGAGAAUGAGCAAGAAAAGCUUCAUGUAGAAUAUAAUAAGCUCUGUGAAUCUUUAGAAGAACUGCAAAAUCUGAAUGGGAAACUUCGAAGUGAAGGGCAAGGAAUAUGGGCCUUACUUGGCCGAAUUACAGGGCAGAAGUUGAAUGUACCGGCAAUUUUACGAGCACCUAAGGAGAGAAAACCCAGUAAAAAAGAAGGAGGCACACAAAAGACAUCUGCUCUUCCUACAGUACUUUAUAGUUGUGGAAUUUGUAAGAAGAACCAUGACCAGCAUCUCCUUUUAUUGUGUGACACCUGUAAGCUGCAUUACCAUCUUGGGUGCCUUGAUCCGCCCCUUACAAGGAUGCCAAGAAAGACCAAAAACAGUUACUGGCAGUGCUCAGAGUGUGACCAGGCAGGGAGCAGUGACAUGGAAGCAGACAUGGCUAUGGAAACGUUGCCAGACGGAACCAAACGAUCAAGGAGACAGAUUAAGGAACCAGUGAAAUUUGUUCCACAGGACGUGCCACCAGAACCCAAGAAGAUUCCAAUAAGAAACACGAGAACCAGAGGACGAAAGCGAAGCUUUGUUCCCGAGGAAGAAAAACAUGAGGAAAGAGUUCCUAGAGAAAGAAGGCAGAGGCAGUCCGUGCUGCAAAAGAAGCCCAAGGCUGAAGACUUACGGACUGAAUGUGCAACUUGCAAAGGCACUGGAGAUAAUGAGAAUCUUGUCAGAUACCCUUCAUGAGACCCAACUCUGCCACAGCUCAUCCUCGGAGGCAGUCCUGGAAACCUCUUUUAUAAGUGUGAUUUUAAAAUGUGGAUAAAACUCAAUAGAGCAUAUAAACUAAAGGAGAACAGCUAUCUUGUCCUUCCCAUAAGCUUAUCACUGCAAAAAGUGCUUUUGCUUGUCAGGUUUGGAUAGAAUGUAAUUGAUUGGUCUGUUAUAUGGGUAGACAAGGCAGUUAAUUUGCCUGUGGAUUUUUUUUUCCUUUUUUCUUUCUAUUUUCUUCUUUCUCCCCUUUCUUUCUCUCUCUCUCUCUCUCUCUCUCUCUCUCUCUCUCUCUCUCUCUCUCCUCUCUCUCCUCUCUCUCCUCUCUCUCUCUCUCUCUCUCUCUCUCUCUCUCUGUUACAAUACUCAGAAAUACUUGGUGUACACAUUAUUAAAAACAACAGUGGGUAUUGUCUUGUCAGAAUUGUUAUAGUGGGUAAAUGUCUUUCCCUCUUGCUCCUUUGGUCCAAGACAAUACAGUAUUUGGACUGAAUGAAGACUAAAGGAAGCCAGUGGAACUUACAUGCUCUGUGCUUCCCUUUUGUUGAACAAUUACCUCCAUUAUUUGUUUGUAAAAGGACAAUGCUUGCCACUGAUCUGCAAGUCUGUAUCAACUUAUUUACUACAUGUAUUCACACAUGAAAGAAAUUCUUCAAUGGGAACAACUCUAGACUCAAAUUUAAUUUGUUUGUGAUAUUCAGCAAACGUGAAAGACUGGUGAAGAUUACAACUUUCUGGUUUCGAGUAGUAUGAAAGCACUUGAUAUUAGCAUGGACAUUUGAUAACUAGAAUUUAAGCUCAAGAAUAAACGUACUAUCUGUAUUAGUGUGUAGGUACUUUUUUCAGAAAUACCCAAAUUCAUUCCUUAUUGUUUCAUUUAAUACGAACUCUGUGUUCCAUACAAUUUUACUUUUUUGAACUUAAAUGUGAAGCUAUGAAAUGAGGGAGAUACAGAGCUUGUUGAGUAUACAACCUGCCUGCUGAAAGAUCUUCACCAGCACCUGUGUCUUCCCAGAGGCUUACAGAGUUUACAUUUGAUCUUCCUGCUUUACUGGUCCAGUUUUAAGUCAACGGCAGAAAGACUUUGACUAUUGCACCAUUUAUCUUGAACUGAUUUAGAAGAGACUGCUGAAAUUGAAAUGCACAUACACAUGUAAAUUGUCAAAUUGUCUCUUGGAGUUCCGUUGUUUAUCAUUGUGGAUUUGGAUUUUUCUAGGUAUAUGGGCAUUUGGAAUAGUUUAAACUGUAGAAAUAGAAUAGACAAUGCUGUAGAUAGCCAAUGUGUGUGUAAUUGUAAAGUUGGUGUCUCUAGUAAUCUGUAGUUAUAGGAACCAUAUGACUGGAUAAAAUGUUUAGUAAAAUUAAACAUGUAGGAAAUAAUGUAUAAAGAUGCUAUUAAUUUAUUGGUAGGUAUUAUAGCACUGGAGAAAAUAUCCAUAACCCUUAUGAAAAGCAAUAUGCUUUCUUUAGGUAUAAAGAAGAACCAACUAUUAUUAAUUUAUGGAAAAGUUGGUGAACACCAACAAAUUUUAUGAAAAAUGCCAGUAGCAGAUUAGCAUUUUUCAAAUGAACUAUGCCUUAGGCCAACUUUCUUUUAGCAUAAGGUAAGAAUUCAUUAGUGGAUAUUUUUUUGAUUAGGGUUUCUUUUUCCUUCCUCUGUGUUUCUGUUUUAGUUCUGAGAAAUCAUAGGUAGUGUGGUUGUAAUGGCACUGUUAACCAAAAGCCCUUUCACAUUGGUUAUGAUUAGAAAAAGCCAGUUACCAUUCUUCAUGUUUUAGUUUUCAGUGGUAGAUUAUGCUCUUCCAAGCUUGGUAAAUAACCCAUGUUACAUGUUUUUCACACAUUACCGGUAUAAGUUGCACAAUUCCUAAAUGAUAGUUUCUCAAAAGUCUCCAUCUUCUGAAGAGAAAAAAAUGAAAUAUUUUCUCUUAAUGAUCUUCUAAAUAACGGUAGAAAAUUAGCUUUUGCCCAUUACUGGUCCAUUGUUAUUAAAGAGCAAAAUUAAUGUUUAUCUAAGCAAAUAUUUCAGAAUGAUUUAUAUCUUACAGAUAUGUGUAAAGGGGAAUGACAGCUCAGGUAUUUGACAGUUAUACGCCACAGAAACAGAAAUGAAAGAAAAAGUAUCAGGAAGGAGCUGGAAGAGUGCUUAAUUGGUAAAGUGCAUAUAAGCAUGAAGACCAGUACCCAUGUGAACAGCUGGGUAUACUGGGUCAGACUUGUAAUUCCAAUAAGUACUGGGGCCAGAGACAGAAGGGUCUCUGUGACUUACUGGUCACUACCAUACAGAUUGGGCAAGUACCAGGUGAAUGAGAGAUCCUAGCUCAAAAACCAUGGUAGACAAUUCUGAAGCAGGAUGGCCCCUGCCCCCCCCCCACCCCCACACACCGUGUUAGAUAAUAAUUGGGAAGGGAAUUAAAUGCCUCUGAAAAAAUACACAGUGGAUGAUAUGGUAGUAAUAGAUGAGAGUCACAGGAAGGUUUUGCUGAGACUUGACUGGCUGUCAUUUUCUUGUCCUCCCGUUCCUCUCCCUGCCUCUCCGCAGUGUUCCAUUCUGUAGAUGUGUGAUGAGAUGAAAAAUCUGAAUUUGUAACAGGUUCAGAAUAAUGUUGAUUUAGCUGGUCAGGAUUACUUUGAGAACAAUUUGUGUAUAGUUAUUUGUUUAAAAUAAUAUAUUCAGUAUUAAUUAAUAAUGAAUGUUGAUGUCUUUAAGGGGCUCAGAUUUCUCAAAAUACUUGUUUCUAGACAGAGGGUUUGUAGAACAGUAAUUUCUUCCGAAACAUACAACAUACAACUUCCUUCAUUUUUAAAAACUCAUUUAAACAUUUAUUUCACAAAUAGAGCAACACUGCUUACCCAAAGUGUCCUGGUCUUUUUGUUUCUUGGUUUUUUUUUUAAGAGUUAGGAUUAUGUAUCAUAUGAAAAUAAUGUUUAGCUUUAGCCUGUAUUGUGUUUUAAAUUUAGAUAUUUAUUCAUCACUUAUGUAUCACUGUACUUUGUGUUUCCUGAAUGUUUAUACAAUAUUUUAUGUGGCAUAAAAAUAGAUUUCUGACAAAUAAUGUUCAUUUUACUUGCCCUACUUUCCUGUUUAUAUAUCCUGUUUCUUAGUGAAACACUUUUUAAGCACUCAAAGUUACAUACUUUAAACAUUCUUACAUACAUCCUCAUUGGUAUGUUUUACUUGACUCACAGUAUGGAAAUAUUUUACCAAAAUCUGUUUAAGAAUUCAGAAGGAUGCUGCAAUAGAUUAGAACAUUAACAGUUUUCAAAAUAUUUUUUAGUUUCUGAAAUUAUUUUUGACUAGUGAAACCUGUUGAAGAGACUUAACAGGACACAUAGGCAGAUAUCACAGAUGACAAGAUAUAUGAAGGCAGAAUUUAUCCAUAUCUGCCUGAGCCAUCACUUUGUAAAUUUAGGUAACAGUAUGGACUAUGAACAGAGACAGGUUUUACAAGUGAUUUUUUUAUUUUUUAAAAAACAUGUAGAUUUAUUUCCUGUAGCGAUCACCCUAACGUGUUCUGUAGGCCUGCCAGUAAGAUUGACUGCUGUUCAGGUACAUAAGAUGUAAUGAAAUUGAAUGUUCAUGCUGGGCUGGUAAAUAAAAUGAGAUUGACCCCCGAGUCAUUAUCUCUUUUACCUGAUUUACAUUGUAAAAUCAGGAUCUACACUAUUGAUUGGAGUAUAAUUAGUUAAUUAUGAACGAGGAAAUGCAAAGUUAUGUGGAGCUUGAACACAGCAGGUUGUAGUGCUAAAAAAUGUCCAAGGGCAUGAGCAGAUGGAGAUCAGUUUACUAAAGAACAAAGCAGACAUGUUUCAGGUCUGGAAAUGUCUAAUCAUUUGCUCAUGCUGUCAAGAGAUACUUGACCUUAGUGUGUGUGUUUUCAUAUGAAUUGCCUUGUUUCAGGUUCUGCUUUUUGUUUUGUUUUGUUUUUUAUUUUACUUUGAAAGUUGCAAGCUGGCUGUUGCAGAUGUAGAUAAGGAAUAGAAUCCACUCUUUAAGUGGACUUGGAUUUUACUUUUCCCAAAUAGUGUUUCAGUCUAUAGUCACCUGUAAUGAAACACUUUAGACUGCCGUACCACCCACGCUUUCACUGUUGAUGGUGAGAGACAGCCCCAGUAGCAUUAAUGAAAUAGGUUCACGUGUUCCACAUUGUCUGAAAUUUGUGAAAUAUGAUUUAAAACACAGUUUCUAAUUAAUUUGUAUAGAAAAUGCUUAUGUAGAUGACUUACACUCAAAUUGUUAAAUGUUAUAAGGAAUAAAAUGUCUUAGUUAUAAGUAUCAUACCAUUGAUAGAAUUUAAGAGUGUUGUGACAGUUCAUAUUAUUUAAAAAUUUUAAGGGGACUCAUAUUUAUCCUAUUUGUUAAGACAUUUAAUUGAAAGGAUUGGUCACUGCUCACAGAAGUAACCUAUCACUGUAGUUGCUAAAUUUGUGUUUGAAUUGCUAGUAAGGUUUGAUUUAAUAUUAAUAUUAAAUAUUCAAGGCUAAUUGAUGGGAAAGUCAGAACCCCACCCCACCCUCAAUCAGUUCUCUUGAUGCUCUUGUUUCUAAGUGAAAAAUGUAAUGUGAUGUAGUUUCAGAGACAAUUCUUUAUCCAGCAUUGCUAGACUGGGAGGGAAGACUGAGUGAGUACUGCGUUGCAUUAAGGUAACAGAAUAUCUAUAAUUGUCAACACCAAUGUGAUCCUGAAACAGUACAUCCCUUUUUAAAGUCUGAGCCAUAGAUAUUGUUUCUUUCUAAAGGCCAGUUUAUCAGCUACUUGCUUAGGAGGUAUAUUCACUUAUUUCAUCUAGUAUUUUUUCUAAAUAGUUACUUAGUGUAUGCCCCAAAUGAACUUACUAAUUGAAAAUUAAGGAAGUUAAAGAAAUCAUUUAGAGCAGUGUUUCUCAACCUUCCUAAUGCUGUGACCCUUAAAUACAGUU
Molecule: messenger RNA, 6821 nt
Organism: Onychomys torridus (southern grasshopper mouse)
Lineage: Eukaryota; Metazoa; Chordata; Mammalia; Rodentia; Cricetidae
Gene: Phf14
Product: PHD finger protein 14
Exons: 15
Coding region: 67-1878 (603 amino acids)
Biological process (GO): regulation of transcription by RNA polymerase II
Source: RefSeq, a predicted model, not a curated record